Molecule: messenger RNA, 1437 nt
Organism: Melampsora larici-populina 98AG31
Lineage: Eukaryota; Fungi; Basidiomycota; Pucciniomycetes; Pucciniales; Melampsoraceae
Exons: 5
Coding region: 235-1092 (285 amino acids)
Source: RefSeq, a predicted model, not a curated record
CUAUUCCUUUCGAUUCACUUCAGUCUUGACGUUCCAAUUAGGACCAUCAACCGGGUUUGGUGAUUCAAUUUCCGUCAGAGAUCAAAGCUGUACAGCUUUUGGGGCAGCUUAUAAGUUCACCUUUCCUACAAAUCUGAAGCAUCCAUUCUCUCCACAGCCUGUUUUAUUCUCCUCGUCUACUUCACGUCUUAUAUCACACUUCUGCUCUUCAGCUCUACCUAUCAAUCUUUCAAUAUGAGCUCUCUCCGUAUGAUUUCCGUCUCCGUUGUCCUCUCCGCUCUUACCUGUGUUACGAUCGCUCAAGAUCUAACUCAGCUCAUCGGAAGUCUUUCCGGAACCUGCCAAGCAGCUGCUGGUGGUCUCUUGACCAGUGAAUUCGGGACAUGUGCUAACGUCAUGGGCCUAGUACCUGUCAUUGGUGCAUCUGGAUCGGUUCUUGCUCCAUUUGGGGAUUACGUUACUUCUACUUGCCCAACUGCGACUUGCUCAGAUUCCGUCGUGGCGUCAGCCAAUGCGGCUCUUCAAAAGGGAUGUAGCGCUGAUAUUGCCAAGGGCGUUACUACAGCCAUCGCACUCGCGACCAUUGUACAAAACUUCUCACCCAUCCACGGACUGUUGUGCUCGCAAUAUGCGUCCAACGGCACCUACUGUGUCCUCAACCUUCUAGGCAACCUCGAAAAGGUCACCGGAAAGCCAGUCACUGUCGCCUUGGCUGAAGGUAUGCUCGUCCAAGGUUUCUCUGCUCUCCUUCCCUUGUUAGCCACAGCUCCCAAGGAAAUCUACUGUGAUGACUGUGGUCAUGCUUUGUACACCGAAAUUUCUGGCAUCAAACCGAUCGCGGCCAACAGCACUGCUGCCCCUGACAGCAGCAAGCUUGUUCAAGCCACCUGUGGUGCAAACUUCACCGAUGGAAAAGUCCCGGCCACUAUCAAGCAAGCUUCCUCGAGCUCGAACUCAACUAGUACCGGUGGCUAUACGGCCAGCGGCAGCGCCGGCUUGGCCGCUUCAUCAAGCACCGGGUCCUUUACCAAGCCCCUCUCUUUUGUCCUCGCCUCGUCGACAUUGUUUGUUUACCUUUUGUUAUCCGCAUAAUCAUAAGGCAUCCGAUUUUUUUCCAACCCGUCACGCUCCUGUAUAUGUCUUGUCCUGAAAUUGGAACUUUAGUAGAGCUUACUCGUCAUCAGAAUUUAAAGCUAUGAACUUAUCCCCAGCUCAAGUCAUUUGUAGGUGGUGUGCAUCAUGUGCAUACAUUUAUGAGUCUUGAAGACAAGUCACACGCACAUACUAACCUGGCUCAACAAGCUGAUGAAGCCUGACCAAAUCAUAUUUACACUGCAAGCAGCAGUAUAGAACAUAAAUGGUACUCAAAGUUGUGUAUACUUUGCCAUGCAUAGUUUUUUUGUGUUUUUUUGCAACUACAAACAACUUGGAAAACGU